Molecule: messenger RNA, 2124 nt
Organism: Closterium sp. NIES-65
Lineage: Eukaryota; Viridiplantae; Streptophyta; Zygnematophyceae; Desmidiales; Closteriaceae
Source: the annotation of a GenBank genome assembly
AUGCUGAGCCAGGGGCAACUGGCUCAGAGUGGAAUGGAUGUUUCACAAACCGAGUGGGAGGUCUUUAUGUGUUACAGAGCUCUGCGUGAGCUAAGCGGCCAGUUCUACCACAGGCUACCCACAACGGUCAAGAACGAGCUGAGAGACGCGGGCCUGUGCCAUUACAUGGCGAUAAUCCGAUCCCCAGAGGGCCAGCUUAUCCAGUUCGACUUCGGACCGCGCGGCAAGGACGUGGAAUGGCGGCCGGCCAGCAACAGCAGCAGCAACAGCAACAGCAGCAGUAGCAGCCUUCAGAUCGCCGGAAACAGCAACGUGGGAGGCCUUCGGCGAGAUCAGAUGCUGCAGUGCACGAUGAGCUGCAGCAAGCCAACCACCACCACCAUUUCCACUUCCUCCACUACCACCACCGCCGCCGACGCCACUGCCACUCCCACCAACUGCAGUCGCAAGGACGGAUGCAACAGUAACAGCACUUUAGAUCGGAGCGACGGUCGCAGCAGCUGCGGCUGCGUCGAUACCGGCUCUUUCCGCCAGCAGGCCCAGCGGAUGGGGUUGCAGGGCCUGGCGUGCAACGCGCUGCUGCAGCAUGGCGGCGGGCACGGCAGCGGCAUGGCGAGCCUCACACUCCACCAGAUGGACCUCGCGGACUGCGCCAUUCCACCGCCCAACGGCGAGAUCCGUGAAGAGCUGAUAAGCGCGUUACCCGAAACCGCGGUGCGCGUUGGCGUGACGCGCAUGUCUAUCGCGGACAUGCGCGCCUUCUACUCCUCGCUCGACUUCAACUACCUCCUUAACCGCAACGACUGCAGGCAUUUCGUUGACGCCUUCGUGCACUACACCACCGGCGUGGACCGCGCCUCCGCGCGCCUGAUCCGAGCCAACAUGAACCUGCGCAUGCGCGCGCGCCCCUGGCAGCCCGUCGACCCCGUUAUAAUCAUCUGCCAGCGCAUCCUGGAGAAGGAGAACACCUACCGCGUUUUCACCGCCUGCCACGCCGCCUUCACCUCUCUCUCCUCCGCUGUUCUCCUCCGCGUGGGGAUCCAAUCCGGCCGCCUGCACCAGCGCCUGGCGCGCGUCGUGCAGUCUUCCGCCAUGGUCGCUCUCCGCCGCGCGCUCCCCCACGCUUCCGCCAUAGGCGGCGGCGCAAUCUUCCGCGCGGCCGGCGGUCCCUUGGGGAUGCUUUCCGCCGCUAUGGCAGCCGGCGCUGUGGCGGCGGCGGCAGCAGUGGCGGCUACGGGGAUGCGCGUGCGCGGAAUGGCGACCCGGCAACUGAGGCAGCUCGUGGGGCUGCCUCACCGCCACCACUGGCAGAUACCAAAGCCCGCGCUCGCGCUGGCGCCUGCUCCAGCGCCGGCGCCGCUUCCCCAGGCGGCGGUCUCGUUGGCGGCAGUAGCGGCGGGGCCAGUGGGCGUGGGGCCCGUGCAGCAGCAGCUGGCGACAGUGGCGCCAGCGUCUGCCGCUGUCGCUGGUGCUGGUGCCGUGGCUGGUGGUGGUGCAUCGGGAACCGGUCUCGGAGUUGUCACGAUGAGAAUAGAAGUGCCUGUGGUGGGGCCUUGCAGUGUGCCGACUGGAAUAGCACUCUCUCCUGUCUCUCCCAGGUCUCCUAAGUCCCAGAAGGUACCCCCGCAGCAGCUUCCGCAGCAGCAGGAGCAGCAGGAGGCGCAGCAGGAGGUGCAGCCGUGCUCAGUGCAACCGCAGCAGCAGGCGCAGCCGCAGCAGUCGCAGCAGCAGCAGGUGAAUGCUGCGUCCUGGCCGUCGGGGUCGCGACGAUCUCGCAAGGCGAAGGCAGCAACGGAGCUGAAGGCGGAGAAUAAGACCAGGAAGGCUGCUCCGGCUGGCUCCAAGAAAACCAUCAAGUCAGAGACAAAGGCGUUGCGAUCUGCAGUUACUUCCAGCAGCAACAGCAGUGGCGUCAGCAAGGGAGGCAACGGCAAGGGUGGCAGCAAGGCGUCAGAGGCUAAGUGCGGCCUGCCAGGACUGCUGGCGCACUUCUCCCCGCUCUCCUCGCUCCUAGUCUGGCGGCCCUGCCUUGAGGAAGAGCUUUAUGAGGGGUUGAGGUUGAUAAGGCUUGCCAUUCCCCAGCCAUCAUUUCAGAAGCACUCCACCCCACUGUCCCUGUUAUGA